This is a messenger RNA of Artibeus jamaicensis (Jamaican fruit-eating bat), 1491 nucleotides long. RefSeq names its product serine protease 48 (gene PRSS48). Gene Ontology annotation, biological process: proteolysis. Lineage: Eukaryota; Metazoa; Chordata; Mammalia; Chiroptera; Phyllostomidae. Gene Ontology annotation, molecular function: serine-type endopeptidase activity. The record is from RefSeq and is a predicted model, not a curated record.
AUGGCACCUGCCCCCCCAGUCUUUGCCACGUCGCUGACCCUCCUGCACCCUCACAUCCCUGCUUCAGGCACCCAUUAUCCUACAAACAAUGGGUACAGAAAACAUAAAAGGCACGGAGUAGAAUACUGUGGCCAGCGCCGCGUGGCACCACCCAGACCCACCUUCCGGACUCAAACAUCCAUUCUCCUAGCAACCAGGAGUGUCGGGGGCUGGCAGUUCACAGUGAAAUUCCAUCCCAAGAACUGCCGACAGAGCCUCCUCACCAAGUCUGGUGGCUCGGCCCCAAGUGAAAAUCAAAGGGGAGAAAGGGGCGAAGCAGAGGAAGGUAAAGCCGUCCAGGAAGAGGUGGUCCUGCCCCUCUUCUGGCGCCUGCCUGGGAGCCUGCGUCCAGGAAGCAGAAGUGCUCAUUCUGAAUACAGGGGCAUGGGCCAUGUUGGCUGUGUCUGCCUGCUGUCCCUUUUGCUGGUGUGUGGACAACUUGCAUCCUCAGGCCGCAUCAUGGGUGGGCGGGAUGCUGCUAAGGGGCGCUGGCCUUGGCAGGUCGGCCUGCACUUUGGCCUGACUCCGGUCUGUGGAGGUUGCCUCAUCAGUGACAGAUGGAUCCUGACUGCAGCACACUGCAUACAAAUGAACUGGAUGCCUUGGUUUUAUACUGUGUCACUGGGAUCACUCAAAGUAAGCUCUGCAAAUUACGUUACAAAGCAUCAUGUGUCCAAAAUCAUUUUCCAUCCCAAAUCCUACGAUACAACCGCAGACAUCGCCUUAUUGAAGCUGGUCAAUAAAGUUACCUUCACUUCUUCCAUCCUGCCCAUUUGCCUGCCCAAUAUCACAAAGCAACUGAAUACUCCUGGCUCUUGCUGGGUGACUGGAUGGGGAAAAGUUAACGAAAAUGAAGAUACUGAUUAUUCUCCCACCCUCCAGGAAGUAGAAGUACCCAUCAUCGACCGCCAAACUUGUGAAUCUAUGUACGGCUCAAUCAGCUUAUUAUUGCCAAACUUAGAGCCGAUAGUUAAGAAAGACAUGCUGUGUGCUGGCGAUGUUCAUAAAAAGCUGGAUACCUGCAAGGGGGAUUCUGGAGGGCCUCUGUCAUGUUAUAUUGAUGGUUCAUGGACCGUGAUAGGACUGGUGAGCUGGGGAUUCCGAUGUGGUGAAUCUCUUCCCGGAGUCUACACCAACGUGACCUACUAUCAAAAAUGGAUUGAAGCCAUUAUUUCAAGAUGAUGUUUGGGGGCCAACAAUCUGGACUUACCUGACUUUCUGUCCCCUAUUUUACUGUUCUCUCUGGCUCUUCUAGGACCCUCCUGGGCCUUGGGUCUAACAUCUUACCAGGAAACUAGGCAGGCAGCUGAAGCCACCAGCCAAGUACAGGGCUAGGGAGGGAAUGCAUGGAGAAUAAACCUCAGGGCCAGAGAACUCACAGGAGAGUCCCUGGAAACUCUGGAUAACUUCAUUAAAACGACUAGAAGUAAUUCUGGGUCCUUGAUUUUAUAA